UGUCUGCGACAGCCUUUUCGACUCCAUACCAGCUGUGCUGUUGAUGUACUAAUCUUAAUUUGCUCUAUUCAGACUUCGCCUACUUUCGAAGUGUUUCUUUCAUCGUUAUCAACAUGAAGACUACCAGUUCUGCUCUGGGCUUGGCCUUUUUAUUGAUCAAUGCAGUGGUUGCGGAGGCAGGAGUUGAUCUCCACAGUAAUAAUGUCGGGCGGGAAGUGAGAGGAAGGAAGAUCGAGAACCUCAUUUCUGGAGUUGACCGGUCGACGGAGGAUGUGGCAGAGCUCGAUCUGUCCUCUGUCAACAACGUGCGACGCAGCGCUAACACCAACGCACUGGAAGCCGACAUUGUCAAGAGACUCGCUCAAUUGGAUGUUGGUGCGCUCCUCAACGCUGGCGCACAAGGACAGGGAGCUAGUCAGAGGCAGGGUCAAGGACAAAGUCAACAGCAGGGCCAGGGCCAGACGCAACCCCAGAGUCAGACUCUAGGACAAAGACCCACGGGCCCCAGCGAUAUCAACACCAGCAACAUCGCGGGUGACCUCGCAAACCAGAUCGCAGAAGGAAACAGGUCUACUGUCGGCACAGGAGACAUCAAUACGAGUGAUGUUGGGGCAGCUCUCGCGAACCAAGCCGCUGGAUUUGGGACCACGCCUGCCGCACAGGGCCCGACUGUUGGACAAAGCCAAGCAGCAGGACAGGUUCCAUCAGCUGAACAGCCACGGCCGGCAGCCGAAGCACUAGCAGCCGGUGCUCCACCAACUCCUGAAGCGCCACGGCCAGCAGGUGAAGCACCGCCCGCUCCUGGAGCACCAAGGCCAGCAGGCGAAAUGCCGUCAGCUGCCGGAGCUCCACCAGCUCCACCAGCUCCCGAAGCACCACGUCCAGGAGCCGAACAACCUCAGCGAGCUCCCGAAGCUCCACCAGCUCCCCAAGCGCCAGCUCCUCAAGCCCAGGCCGCUGAAGCAGCACGACCCAGUGGACAAGGUCAAACUCAGGGCACAAAGCCUGUAGGGCCCACCGAUAUCAACACCAGUAACAUUGCAGGCGACCUUGCAAACCAGCUGGCGCCCAAAACAGGCGUCAGCGGUCAGCGUCCAGCAAGCAAUGAUGCUGCAGGAGAUCUGGCGAACCAGCUUGCCGGUCAAGGUACCUCGGCUGGAAAAGGCCCGGGACAGGCUGCUGCUGCGAUGAAUGGAGGUGCUGGCGGCGCGAUCAUCGAGAUCAGAUCUACCAUCAUCCAGGAGGCCAACGGCCAGCAGAUAGCGACGGCUAUCAUUGAACAGAUAGGACAAGGACAACAACCUGCAGCACCGCCAGCGCCCACUGGAAUGCCUGCAAUGAUGCCCCCUCCGGCCCCAGCCCCAAUGGAGGCCAAGCCAACAGGAGCGGCUCCAAUGAUGCCACCUCCGGCUCCAGCUCCACCAAUGGAGGGAAAACCUGGGGAAGCUCCAGCUGCAAUGCCUGCUCCAGCCGAGCCCAAGGGUCAAUCAAACACUACGGAGGCGGCCAAGCCUGAAGCGGCCAAGCCUAAGGGUAUGAGCGCAAUGGCGUCAGCUCCUACAGCGCCUGGUACAAUUACUGAAAUUGCCGAGGGAGGUAAACCUACCGCAGCGGCAGGUGAGGCUCCAAAGCCAGCCGGGGAGGCUGCAAAGCCAGCCGAAGGAUCGUCCGCACCAAGCAGUGCAAACGCUGCUGCUGCAGCUCCUGCUCCUGCCCCUGUGACUGUUAGUGCUGGAGGAGCUCCACCACCUGGAGCCCAAGCUGCUGCUCAAUCAUCGUCUACUACUCCGGCUACAGUCAACUCUGCCACUCUGACCGCAGAUGCUCUUGUGGCUUCUCCUACAGUCACCGCAGCAGGUAACCCAGUCACCGUACAGGCAGGCUCAGGUGGAGGCGGCAAUGGGACAAGCUCAACCAGUGGAGCUCAAGCGGCAGCCGUUACUGUCGUAGCAGGAACUGGAGGCAACUCGACACGCUCAGCCGGCGCCGGAGCAGCAGCUGUCACCGUCGUCGCUGGUUCAGGCUCAAGCUCCAACUCCACCUCGACUGCUGCUGCCGCUGGUGCUGCCGUGACCGUCGUCGCUGGCUCGGGUGGAGGAAAUGCCGCUGCAGCAGCAGCGAAUGGUGGGUGCAACUGCGCAUGCAUGUGUCCCGCAGGUUCAUUCCCCAUGUCUGCUCCCCAGGCGCAACCAUUCCAGCUGGGUUCCAUGGGCGCCGCAAGCACGAUGCAAACCAUGGCAUCCGCAAUCACAGUGGUCGCGGGCCCAGCACCCCCCGGCGCUCAGCAAGCCGUUGCCUCAUCCUCUUCCAGCUCGACUGUGAGCAUAAACUCCGCCACUCUGACCACCAACGCCCUCCUCCAAGGAUCUGCAGCUCCGCCCGCCGGGCCCGGCGUCACCAUGAUUGCCUCCGGCGACCCAGCGAUCUCCGCGUCCGCGUCCGCUGCUGCUUCUUCCUCCUCAAGCUCCUCAGGCAACGUAGCAGCUGCGCCCGCAGCGACCCUUGCCAGCGAAUCAACCAGCGCGACAAGCAGUGCCGGUACAAGCGUCCCGGCGCAGAGUGCUGUCGAGGGCACGCCGACAAUCGGGGCUUCAAGCGCACCGGCCAGUGCUGCAGUAACAACAUCCAGCGCCGUGCUGCCGGACAGCACGGCGAGCCUGCAGCAGAACCAGGCGCUGCCGUUCGACAUCUCGACGGUUGCGCUGCAGAGCCGGGUGACGGUGAAUUUGGGCAAGCGGCUGGAGAAGCCGACUGAGGCUGCGAGGAGGUGGCUGUGGUGAGGCCGAUGAGUUACUUAGACGAGUCCAUGCAAUACCCUCAUGUUUCUUUCUUUUAUCUUUGUAAGUAUCGCGGGCAUUGAGUGCUCUGCAAGAUUAAUAUAUCAAAAUUGAGGACAUGCAUAUAAAUUUUGCCUUGAAGUGAUUCGUUGUUUGUCUAUUGGGUAUCUUUGAGGUGUUUACUCGUUUGUUCAUUAUCUUGAAGUGGAUGGUAUUGGCAGAGAACAGUGAUGUCUCG
Boeremia exigua is the source of this 3015-nucleotide messenger RNA. RefSeq lists its product as uncharacterized. Lineage: Eukaryota; Fungi; Ascomycota; Dothideomycetes; Pleosporales; Didymellaceae. The coding region runs from base 114 to 2780 and encodes 888 amino acids. The record is from RefSeq and is a predicted model, not a curated record. The transcript is spliced from 3 exons.